AUGCGCACAGUCCUCGCAGUUCUUCUCCUGGCUCGUCCUCCCCGCAUGCUUCGCGCGGCCCGCCCGGUAGAGCAGACGGUCAGCAAGUUGAGCAGCACGGGUGGGCCCCCGGGAGGAGGGGUAGCCAGCGCUAGGAGAGAGGGAGCAGCAAGAUGGCAAGGUGGUCUGUUGAGGUUUUCCUACGAUGCGAGUCAGCCCCCCCAGGGAGACCCUAGCAGACAAGAGGAGGUAGAGCAGCCGAGGGAGGAAGGAGCAACAGAGAGGCACCAGGAGACAGGGUGCCCGAAGAGCAGGAAAAGAGAAGAGGCAGAUAGGAAGAAGAAAGGCGUAAGAAUAUCAUGGCAAGGAAGAGACAGGGACCCCGACGGGAGGAGGGACCCCCACACAUACGUACAGGGAGAGGGAGGAAGCAAGGUGCCUGGGGGGCAAGGGCCAGAGGGGAGGAGAGGGAAAACAGAAGGGAGCAGAAGAAACGAGAAGGGGCCAUAA
Molecule: messenger RNA, 489 nt
Organism: Knipowitschia caucasica
Lineage: Eukaryota; Metazoa; Chordata; Actinopteri; Gobiiformes; Gobiidae
Source: the annotation of a GenBank genome assembly